This is a messenger RNA of Colletotrichum gloeosporioides, 1248 nucleotides long. RefSeq lists its product as uncharacterized. The coding region runs from base 1 to 1248 and encodes 415 amino acids. The transcript has 5 exons. The record is from RefSeq and is a predicted model, not a curated record. NCBI's taxonomy places the organism in Eukaryota, Fungi, Ascomycota, Sordariomycetes, Glomerellales, Glomerellaceae.
AUGGCCAUCCAGCUGCCCCAAGAGGAGCUGGGCACAGCUAUAGGAGUGCUUGUCUACUCCUUGUUCUGCCUCGCAUGCAGCUGUACAAUGGGAUGGCUGACCUAUGUCCAUCGUGAGGCUAUCAGCUAUGUCGCACUUGUAUCGUAUUUCACGGGUCUCUCUACGGCUGCCUCCGUGGCUCAGCAGCUCCACACGAUUGUGUACUGGAGGGAUAUCAAGAAUGCGCAGUUUCGACACUCUAUCGCCAACGUUGGCAACCCUGAACUCGCCAUCGCCGGACAGUCGACCGGUCUUGACCUCGUACUCUUCUACAUUCAGUUUUACAGCUACAAUGUCGAGGCGGCCUUGACCUUCUUCUGGUCCAUCGCGCUCACGCAAUCCAUCUUCCAACUGGAGCCGGUCAAGUCUACCCGGAAGCGAGCCAACUACAUUGCCAAAGGCACCGCGGUUGUGCUGCCCGCCUUGCUAAUGGGCAUUCUCCGACUUGAGGCGGUCCAGAAGCAAGCAGUGCCUUUUCUCUUUCUGGCGGAUGGAGUCAUGGGCUUUUGUCUCAGCGGGAGUGGUGUUCUUCUCAUCGUCAUCUUGGUUAAGUACAUCCACACGCGCCGCAACCUAUUAUCAUGGAACGUCCGCUAUGGCCAACGUUCGGCCAGCACCAAGAGUAGCGACACUCUAGUGGUCGACACUAGUAACGGGAAACGCCGCCAGAGUAUAUACGACAGAUGGCUCGUCGUUCGAUUCAGCAUCGCCUUUGUGGCAUUAGCCAUUUUCCAGGUGGUCACGAUCAUGUUCCAAGUAUCAUCUGCCCGCCAAAACAACCGUGACUCGCUAAGCGACAGCCCGGACCUCAGCACGGAGCGCCUCCAUCUGGACCUCAUACUUUUCCUGCCCGGCGUCUCUGCGAGUCUCCUCACAUUUGUCGUCUUCGGGACCACCAAAACAUUUCGCGAUUACUUAGUCAAUAAGCUCGUCCCGAAAAAGCUGCGCAGGCUGAGCAGGCAGGCGUCUCCGAGGAAAGCCCGACGGUCGAUGGCGUACUCCCAGAGGAGCGGCACACGCCCGCCACGGCUGUCUCUCGACACGUAUGUUGGGAACGAUCUGGAUGUCUACACGCCCACGCGCGACGGGGCUGGGAUUCAGCUGAGAGAGUUGAAUGCGGAUGGCUCAAGCAAGCCGGGCGAAGACGAGUUUCCGUUGGUGCCUGAGCCGAGUAAGCCUAGCAAUGUGUAUUUGUAUCCAAAACAGUAG